AUCGAGUUUUUACAAGACCUCGAUACUCGACUGAAAUGUUCAAUUUGUAAACUCCCUUUGAGGAAUCCACACCAAACUUCUUGUGGUCAUCGUUUUUGCGAGAGUUGCAUUAAAAAUGUUAUUGAGAACGGGGACCAAAAGUGUCCAGAAGACGGCACUGUACUUACUCUCGAAGAUAUAUUCCCAGAUACAUUUUGUAACCGUGAAAUUUUGGACCAACAUUGUUAUUGCCGCAACAAAAGUUUGGGUUGUAAGUGGACGGGAAUGUUUAGAGCAGAAAAGGAUCAUCAAAAAGAAUGUUUAUACGUGGAACAGACCUGUCCAAAUAAUGGUUGUGAAUUGCGAUUAUUGCGGCGUGAUCUUGAAGAACAUAUGGCAAAGGAUUGUAAAUUCAAAAAGAUUCCUUGUCAAUAUUCCUUGUCAAUAUGUGAGCUUUUAAAUGAACAUCUUGAAACAACGUGUCCAAAUUUUCCUUUGGAUUGCCCAAUUUGUGGUCAGAAAGUGUUACGUUGUAAUAUGGAAACUCAUUUGCUAAACGAUUGUCCUAAGGCGGAAAGUUCUUGUCUUUUAUUUCCCGAUUGCAAUUUUCAGGGUUCAAGAUCAGAUCUUAAGAAGCACAUGUCUGAAAAACAGAUCACCCAUGUUACCAUGUUGAAUGGCUAUAUAAAAACGUUAGAUGGACAUGUGAAGCAGCUGGAAACAUCGACAACAGCUAUAACGGAAAUGCAAUCAAGUGUUGAUGAACAGUUGAAGAACCAUCAUAAAGAAAUUGUCAAAUUUCAUGGCGAUCUUGAGGCCUUACGUGCUUCGCAUGGGGGGAGUUCAUCAUUUAGAGCAGCAGAAAGUUCACAAGCCAACGAAAAUAUGUCACGUGGUGCAGGCAAACCCGACGAGAAACCACGUGAUGAUACAAUUCAUGAUCAAGCUGAAAUUGAUAACAUAAAAAGACGCUUAACUAAACUGGAAGAGCAAUUCGGUGGUGGCGAUGAUGAAACAGUAUCAGAUCUUGAGAGACGGAUUGCUUCCUUAGAACAUCAAAACUCGUUGAGUGAAGUCCAGAUUGCUGAUCACGACGUAAAACUGAAUAGGAAACAGGAAUGGUCUUAA
Xenia sp. Carnegie-2017 is the source of this 1107-nucleotide messenger RNA. RefSeq names its product TNF receptor-associated factor 5-like. Gene Ontology annotation, biological process: positive regulation of JNK cascade; tumor necrosis factor-mediated signaling pathway; regulation of canonical NF-kappaB signal transduction. The annotation marks the transcript as partial. Lineage: Eukaryota; Metazoa; Cnidaria; Anthozoa; Malacalcyonacea; Xeniidae. Gene Ontology annotation, cellular component: plasma membrane signaling receptor complex. Gene Ontology annotation, molecular function: zinc ion binding. The record is from RefSeq and is a predicted model, not a curated record. The transcript has 7 exons.